CCCACCCCACCACGUGCUUCACUGCCUCCUCCGUAAACAGUGGGAGUGGGUCACGGUGGCCUCCUGUGCCCACCCAGGCCAGUCUCUCAGUCCAGUGGCCGUCUCCUCCCCUCUGUUGGCUGGGAUCGCCAGCUUAAAUCAACAGGCAAUUUUCCAUCCGUCAGAGGCGAUGUGGAGGCUCCAGGAACUCGAAGGGAAGGAGGAAAGCCACCCUAUCCAAAUGCAAAAUGGCCGCCCGGACGCGGAAGACUAUGGCUUCUUCUGGGCCUGCCUUUGCCAGGAUCCAAAAUGGCCGCAGGCAGCGUCGACGCAGAGCGAAUACCAUGGGACCUGAAAAAGAAGCCAAUGAAGAGAGUGUGAUUUUGAUUAGUGAUGACGAAACAGACAUUGAAACUACCUUAAGGAAUUCUAUUGUAGUGAUUGAAUCUUCUGAAAACUCUGAUGUAGAAGAGAAGAAAUCUGAAGAGAUUGUGGAUGAGGAGUCUGGACUAGUAGUUACUUUUUGUAAAAAAGGGAUGGUGAUGCCACAUGCAAGAUAUGACUGUAUGACACACCCCUUUGAACGAACAGAGAAUGAGACAUGUAUUCCUGUUAAGCAAAAUUCAGAUAUGUGUGGUCAGUGCUACUGCUAUGUUUGUGAUAAACUAGCAUCAGAGUGUCAAUAUUGGACAACUUCUUCCUCUUGUCAUUGCAAUGCCCAUAACAAAAGUAAAUUUUGGAAGGAUCAGCGAAAUUUUACUUUGACUGGUGUUCUUGUAAUUUUUAACCUGGAACCCACAGAGAUAGACACAGAUCUCCGUCAUGGGGGAGAGCUUCUGUUUAAAUUUCUUCGAGACCUUUCUGUACAAUAUAACAACUAUCUUUCUGGAGAGAUUGUACUGAGUCUUCAGGACUGUGUGUGUUCCUCAAAACAGAAACCUGGCCAAUGCAGUGUCUGCAGCCAGCUCCAAAAUGAGGUUAUAUACAGGUAUUCAAAUGUUUUCAGUUUGGUAUCUUCAUUUAUAAAUAAAGCAGAAAAAGAGAAGCCUAAAAGUGCCGCUGUUAUGUUGUUGGGAGCAGCCAGGGAAAUAGCACUUCACAAGGACCCUGCUCCGUCCUGGCAAAAUCUUGGGCCAUCUGAGUCUUUGAAAUUAGCUGUACCUUUUCUCAUGUCAAGGAUUACCAAAAACCUCCAGAGGAUGCUUGUGCUCAGUGACUUUCCCAAACAACUUUAUGAAAAAUUCAUUAGCUUUUUCCAGACUAUUCCUCUUCCUCCUUACUGUUUUAAGUUCACAAAUUGCCUGAAUGUUCCAUCAUGGGAUCACAGAAUACUAACCACGGUUUUAAAAGGCCAAAACAUUACUGGUGAACAAAAAAAGAAUGGGAAGAAGGAAUUCCUCUGGGAAGUUCUUACUGUGAUAAAGGCUAGAACUGAAAAAAUGGAGAGCAUGGGACAGUACAAAGAACUAGUUCGCUAUUUGAGAGCAGUAAAGUGUAAUGAAGGCAUUGGGUUAAGGGAUCUUAGAGACAAGAUUCCUUUCUACUUGUGCAAAAGUGGUGAUUUCACCAGUGCUGCAUACUCGUUACUACUUCCCAUCAACAACCUGGCGUGCUGCACAGCCUGCCGGCUCGCACCCUUGCAGUUUGAGAGCUACCUGAAGAUGUUCUGGACAGGAAGCGUUCCCUCAGGGAAGGACUUCCAAGACUCUGACAAGUGGAUUUUGAACAUAGGUUCUCCUGUAAAAUGUUGUACUCUAAUUAAGCAGGCCCUCCGAGUACUCUACAGCAAUCGGUCCUUGUACAGAAAUUCAAGAUGCUGGAGUGCCCUCAUCACAAUUUUGGGCAGUAGUCCUAUCUUGGAACGGAAUGGCCUCCUUACUACUCUCACACUGAGAGAACCAGCACCUUCCUUCAGACAGAUGGUAUGUGACGUGUCCUUUGGCAUUUUAGAAGAACUGAGAUUGAAAGUCAAUGUUUCUUUGCCUUCAAAUGUAUUUUAUGGUUCUCAAAACCUUGAGGCCUGCUUUCUUCUCACCAUUCAAGCUGUGCUUCAGAUGCUGCUAACUGACUUGCCAUGGUUGACUUCUUUUCUUGAAAUCAUGUUAGCUUUUGGGAAAAAUUUCUGGGCACUAAAGCUAUUUUUGGAAGGCCUCUUGUCCCGAAUGCCUGUUCUUCAUGAUGUUGUCAGUAUGAUUGCCAGAGAUCUGAGUUACCAGAAACACACCCUGCUGAAAUUGUGGCAAACCCUGGGUCCAGACUAUGUUGGGGAGUUACUCUGCCUUUUCCUGAGCUUCAGGAAUUCACAGUUGCAGUCUGUUGGCAUCUUUCUAUCACAUGUGGUAAUAGAAAACUUAAAUCAGUGUCCUUGGGCAAAGUCACUUGAUGUUUUUCGUCUCAAAGCUUUCAAAAGACCUCAUCUCGAGACUGCAAAUCAUCUUCAGCUGAGCAAAUUUGUAUCUAUUUUGGAGAAUUUGUAACUAUUUCCUAAAUCAUUUCUUUUGGGAAUUGCGAAUUUGUUGAGGCUUGCCUCCGCCCACCUACAGGUUCACCAUGCUUCAUGUUCAGAAUUUCCUCUUAAAGACUUGCUGGAUUUUGUUGUCUUGGUAGUAAGAUUCCUGAUUGCCAAAUCUACAGGCCUAUGUUUUUAUUCACUUGAGAAUACAUUCUGAAUUGAGGAUGAUGGGGAAGAGUACUCUGUGGAAAACAAACCAGUUAAGAUGUCUCAGUUAUGUAGGUGCUAUCGUUUACCUUCAGCUUACCCAGUUUCACCCCUUCCCGGUUUUGGACAAUUAUAAAAUAUCCAAGGAUUCCUUUCAGAGUGGAGAUAGAGUAGUCAUCUGACAAAGCAGGCAUCCCCUGCCACACAGAUUACUCAAUCUUGUGAGUGUGAUUUCACUUAGCUGUGUUCAUACAGAGUAGCAUUGAGGAGAGUAGCAGGCCUGUGGGGGAAAAAAGUGACUCAGGCAUUUCCCCUUCUGGGUUAAUUUUCUUUUAACCUUCGGUCAGAAAUCACAGGUGUGUGGCCUUUAACUUAGUAUUUAAAACUCCAUGUUUCCCCUUUUAAGUAUUUAAACAUAACUGUAGUACCAUAGGUUUUGUAAAGGUAGGUCUGAGUGAAUAGAUUUUCAAACCAGUUCUUUUUUCUUUUUUUUUAGUUAUAGUUGCCCAGAAAGAGAAUUUCUCACUCUGCUGCUAUCAUAAGUAAAUUGUCAGUAACCAGUUUUUGAUUAAUUGUAUUAACAUGUACCAUUUAUGUUCUAAUUCAUAAAAAUGGUAACAUAAGUGUAACAUGGCUUCUGUCAUUUGCCCAGCCUCUGAUCUUCAAUUCCUUUAGUCCCCCAAAUCCUGCUGGAAGUAGUGUUCCCAAAUGCCUCCUUUCAGUUUUCUUUGAAAUGAUUUCUGAUGUAUUUUUGCACAUGUGGGACUUAGAGAUAACUUAAUUUGUUCAUGUCUAAGUUAUUUUUUAAAAAUCAUAUUCAAACUCUCAGAGAUUAUGUAAGAAAAGUAUCAGAAUUUUUAUUUGCUCUGCUUAACCUUGUGAAAUAAAAUUUUACUUUGUUAUUUUUC
Molecule: messenger RNA, 3546 nt
Organism: Phascolarctos cinereus (koala)
Lineage: Eukaryota; Metazoa; Chordata; Mammalia; Diprotodontia; Phascolarctidae
Source: RefSeq, a predicted model, not a curated record